Boeremia exigua is the source of this 2582-nucleotide messenger RNA. RefSeq names its product 37S ribosomal protein-like protein Rsm22. The transcript has a single exon. Lineage: Eukaryota; Fungi; Ascomycota; Dothideomycetes; Pleosporales; Didymellaceae. The record is from RefSeq and is a predicted model, not a curated record. Gene Ontology annotation, molecular function: structural constituent of ribosome; methyltransferase activity. Gene Ontology annotation, biological process: translation. Bases 39 to 2453 code for a protein of 804 amino acids. Gene Ontology annotation, cellular component: mitochondrial small ribosomal subunit.
GCUAGGUGACCGACGCCGCCAGUCUGCAACACACAAAAAUGUUGAAAGCAAAGGGCUUGCAGUCCGUCUGCGCAUCAUGUCGCCUCAACCUCGCGAUCACACGUGCGCGUAAUGCACGAUUGCCACAGUCGACCCUGGCACUGCGACCGGCGCAAGUCAGCUUCGCACAGCAACGAUUUCUUUCAACUACGCUCCGACGACGACAAGACCAGACCCAAGACCCCUCGGCGAGCUCGAACGAACCAUCCCUCGACCCGGCAGUACACAAGUUGAAUAUCGAGGUCAAUGUACGAAAUGCAAGACAGCAGUUCCGCGACUAUUUGCCUCGGGAUCACUUGAGCGCUGAGGAGUUCACACUGUACGAGCGGCUAUACGGAUCGCCGAUACUGGUAGACACAGCGGAAGAGCUGCUGGAGACCAACCAGCCUGGGGAGAUCAUAUCAGAGGAGCUGCCAGAUGGCUCGACGGUGCUUCUAAGGAGAGGCGAAGAUGGCGAGCUCGAGGAGAUUGACCUCAACGAGGAGGAAGAGGCCGAACUGGAGGUGGAGGAUGAAGAUUCUAUGACAACGGACGAAUGGGAGGAGUACAGAGAACAAAAGGCAGCGAAGUUUCACGAGAAGGUGUACCAGCACAGUCGCAACACACAAGAGGAAGCUGAAGAGUGGGAGGAUGAGGAAGUUGAAGAGGACGAGGAAGAAUUCACGCGCACACACCCCCUCACCCUCGCUGGUCGCUUCAAACCGUCGCCGUCAACCAUCUUCCUCCCCAAGGACUCGCUCGUCGACCCCACCGCACAACUCCUCACACGCGCAAACCACAAGCACCUUACCGAGUCGGCCAACCGUCUUUUUGGUGGACCAGGACUGCCCUUCUCUGCAGGUACGACACCAGCGAGGCUCGGCAAGGAGCAGAAGCCUAUUCCACUCGACCCGUCGCAGACCGAGAUGGGCAACAUUGAGGCAGACGCAUACAUGGCGGCUGUGCAACCAGGAACAUAUGCGAGUGUCAUGUGUGCCCUUGUUGAGGUCCGACGCCGACUAGGCACACCGUGGAUAGAACACAUGCUGGCCAAGAAGGGUGGAACAAUUCUCGACGCUGGCUCAGGCGGCGUUGGUGUGCUCGCAUGGCAGGAGAUUCUGAAAGCCGAAUGGGACAGCAAGCACGGAAUCUCAGACGAACCCGCCCCGCAGGAGACCACGUCAGAAAGCGUUCAGCCAGAAAGCUCAUCCCCAGGGCCCGCCCCGAAGAGCAAAGCCACGGUCCUCGCCGGUUCCGACACCCUCCGCCACCGCGCAAGCCGCCUCCUCGAGAACACCACCUUCAUCCCCCGCCUGCCCGAGCACGUCGCCCCCGAACAAGACUCCAAGACCUCGCAGCCGCACAAAGUAUACGACAUCGUCAUCGCCCCCCACACCCUCUGGCCGCUGAAGCAGGAGUACCAGCGCAAAGAACUCGUCUCCAAAUACUGGUCGCUCCUCAACCCCGCCGGCGGCGUACUCGUGAUAAUCGAAAAGGGCCUGCCGCGGGGCUUCGAAGUAGUCGCCGGCGCCCGCGCCAUGCUGCUCUCGCGGCACAUCUCGUCGCCCGACAGCACGACGAUCGAGACGCCGCUGGAAGAACAGCUCUCGCAGCCCGACGUCGACACGCGCUUCAAAGCCAAGGAAACCGGCAUGAUCAUCGCGCCGUGCACCAACCACGCGCCGUGCCCCAUGUACACGGUCCCUGGCAAGAGCCCCGGCCGCAAGGACUUCUGCUUCUUCACCCAGCGCUACAUCCGGCCCCCCUACCUGCAGCGCAUCCUCAACGCCAAAGACCGCAACCACGAGGACGUGCAGUUCAGCUUCCUCGCGGUGCAGCGCGGGCGGGACCAGCGCCUGCCGCAGCACGAUCUGCUCGGUACCGGUGUGCUGCAGAGCGUCGACAGCACCGACGCCGCGUUCGCGGGCCACGAGUGGCUCCCCGACCCGCAGGAUCCGGAGAACCCGGACAUGGUCACGGCGGAGCACGUCAAUCCGCUCGCGCUGCCGCGGCUGAUUCUGCCCGCGCUGAAGCGCAGGGGGCACAUUACGUUUGACGUGUGCACGCCGGCGGGGACGCUGGAGCGGUGGACGGUGCCGCGGUCGUUUAGUCGGCAGGCGUUCCGCGACGCGAAGAAGCUGCGCUGGGGCGACUUGUGGGGGCUGGGCGCGAAGACGAGGAUGGCGAAGUCGGUGCGGUUGGGUAAGCCCGGCGAGGACUUUGAUCGCAAGGGCCGCAUGGUCAGGAAGCCGAAGAAGGUUACUAUCGAGAUUGGUCAGGGCGGCGAGGGCGAGGCUGAUGAUAGAGUCACAUAUGGUGGAAAGAGGUUCGGAGACCGCUCAGGGCGGUACACAAGCGACAGGAAGAUCAGGGGAACUGGCGGCAGGAAGGGGAGGAAGAAGCCUAUUAGCGUUUCCGCCGACGCUCUCGAGUGAUCGAAACGAAAGUGUAGAUUAUUGUGUACAACACGGCAUUGGGCGGCGUUCGUGUUUGCAGUCACUGUACAAACACACCACUGUAAGAUAUCAGUCACGAAGUCAUGAAGAUAGGCUGGAACAAAGGAG